Molecule: messenger RNA, 1239 nt
Organism: Nerophis ophidion (straightnose pipefish)
Lineage: Eukaryota; Metazoa; Chordata; Actinopteri; Syngnathiformes; Syngnathidae
Product: induced myeloid leukemia cell differentiation protein Mcl-1 homolog
Exons: 3
Coding region: 151-816 (221 amino acids)
Biological process (GO): positive regulation of apoptotic process; mitochondrial fusion; extrinsic apoptotic signaling pathway in absence of ligand
Cellular component (GO): mitochondrial outer membrane
Molecular function (GO): protein homodimerization activity; protein heterodimerization activity; channel activity
Source: RefSeq, a predicted model, not a curated record
CCGGAUGUAGUAUGUCGUCAUUGUAACGGUCGAAGUAGCGCCCUUUUUAAAUAAACGCUCAAGCACACUAACCACAUUACAGACAUCAACUUGGCAGACGGAACUUAAAUUUUUUCUUUAGGCCAAGAAGAGACUAUCUUAACCAACACGAUGCCGCAGACAGACAGAAUCACACGGAAGGUCACGCCAGGAGUUUCACGCCGUUUAGCGUCUUGCGUGGGACUCUCCGUGUGGCCGCAUGUCGGGCCGGGAGGCUGCGGGGACGCCGACGGCCGCUCACUGGACACCGACACCAGGCAGCUGGACGCCGACACCAGGCAGCUCAUUAGCCGCUUCCUUAGCGACUUCACCGGGCUGUCCGAGGCCAGCUGGAUCCCAAGCAGAGUGCAGACUUUGACAAGAAGGGUGGUGACAAACCUGGUGGACAAGCACAGGUUCGUCUACAAUGGCAUCAUCCAGCAGCUGUCAUUGGACCAAAGAGGUAACGACAUGGCCUUCAUCAGCGAAGUGUCCCAGAGUAUGUUUGCAGACGGCAUCACCAACUGGGGCCGCAUCGCCAGCCUGAUGGCCUUUGGAGCCGUGGUGUGUCUGCACCUGAAGGAGAAAGGAAGAGUGUGCUGUGUGGAGAUGGUGGCUCAGGAGAUCUCCUCCUACCUGCUCUCACACCAGCGCAUGUGGCUGGUGGAGCACAACUCUUGGGACGGCUUUGUGGAAUUCUUCCAGGAAGCUGAUCCAGAGUGUGCUGUGAUCAACUCCCUCCUGACCUUUGUUGGAAUGGCCGGUAUUGCUGCUGUGCUGCUCCUUUGGUUGCGGUAAACUCUUGACACUUUUAUUGCCUCAUUUGGACUUUUUACAUGAGGAAAAUAGUUUUGACAAUCCAUGUGCAACAAUGUUUGCAUUGCAAUAUUUAUUCUCAGAAUGUUUCAAAAUAACCGUUUGUUUUACAAAAGCACACCAUUGUUUAUUUUUUUUUUUCAUUUCACAUUGUUUUUGUUCGACCAAAUUCAUCCUUGCACUGAAGCUAAUUUGGUUUAAGAUUUAUUUUACAAAUGAACAGCACUUUUUAUCUGUUCAUUGCACCUUAUAUUUAUUGUUUUACAUGUAUUUGCACCGAAGCUAACUUUAUCUUUUAUUCACAGUUUGUUUCUAAUGAAUGUCUAUUUUAAAAUUGAAAUGUGCUAAAUAUUACUGUGAGUUUCCUUCUUAAUGUGAAUGAAUGAAUAAACUAUAGAAAUGAAA